UGCAGGUCCGUGCGCAUGCGCGAGCUCCAGCUGCAAACGACCCGGGGCUCAAGUAGUGUUGCUUGAGUCCUUCCUUGCUGGACCUGUCGCCAGGGCAGCUCUGGCCACUUGAUGAGGGGGUCCUCCCACCGGGUUCACAGUCGGGGCAUCCUUACAUCCUCCAGUUUGGGAUCGAGAGUUACCACCCCUCGCUGAGCGACUUCCGAUUGCUGGGCGCGGCGCUGGGCACGGCGCUGGGCACGCCCCAGUUCCUAGAUCUUUCGGGCCACACCAGCCCGGCGAGUGACAGUCACCCGGAGGAGCCAGCCCAUUAGCGCUGAGUCAGCCUGUGCAGGGGGCUAGGCCGCGUCGGCCAGCAGCUGAUUACCUUCCUCCGAUGCUCCUGUCGUCCUCCGUGGCCUGGGGAGUCCUGAGCUCUAACGAAGGUUGCUUCCCUGCUCUGCCGCAGCACCCUGUGGGGACUGCCAGGCAAUAAUGAAGGUCCUGUUACUGAAAGAUGCCAAGGAGGAUGACGGUGGCCAGGACCCGUACAUCAGGGAAUUAGGAUUUUGUGGACUGGAUGCUACUUUGAUCCCUGUUUUAUCGUUCGAGUUUCUGGCUCUUCCCAGUCUCUCGGAGAAGCUGUCCCAGCCAGAACGCUACGGGGGACUCAUCUUCACCAGCCCCAGAGCCGUGGACGCUGUGGAGCUGUGCCUGCAGAGAGACAGCAAAGCCAGAGUCUGGACGGAGUCUCUGAAGGGGAAAUGGAAUGCUAAGUCGGUGUACGUGGUCGGAAAUGCCACCGCUUCUCUGGUGAACAAAAUGGGCCUGGAUACGGAAGGAGAAAACUGUGGCAACGCAGAGAAGCUGGCGGAGUACAUUUGUUCCAUGACCCUGGCUGAGGUGCCAAGCAUGAGCCACCAGGGACCAUGUCUGCCUGCUUGCGAUGCAGCCCCUGGCCCGCCACCCCUGCACCGAAAGGCGGGGACAGUUCCAGUGGAAAGCAAACCACUUGGGUCUUCUCUGGGGUCGGGGGCCCUGUGAUCGGGCAGGUCUUGAGGGGACUGGCCAGGACGCAGAGGGUGGGCGAUGACCCGCCUCUAGGCUCUUUGUUUGUCGUCCUUUCAAGGGGCCAUGGUCACCAUUAAACACAUCCAAGCCCCUUUUUAAACUGGAAAUCAGUGUAAAUGGUAGCUUUUGCCAUCCCAUCCGGUGGGAUUAAGAAGCUGAGUUAUUGGUCCCGUGGGCGGGACAGCUGGGAGCUCCAUGCUGGAACAGGUGGCCCAGCCUGUUCCCAGGCAGGGGACAUGGAGGUGCGCACAGCGGCCGCCACGGUUCUGGAAGGAGAUGGACGGCGUCCUGCCUCACCGGCAGGCCCAGAGCUGUCGGGCGGGGUUCCCUGUGCAGGUGCCAGGCAGGUGCCCGUGUCGCUUCCAGGCUGCCACCCUCGUGUUUCAGUCCCCAGAGCUGCCGCUCGGAGGGCAGAUAGGAACACGUUCUGCCCCUGCCUCGGAGGCCGCUGGCCAGCGUUCUUUACGGAGGCUUAGUUACUUGCUCUGAUGUGUUGCCAGCGUGUCUGUGGGCCCUCAUAAAGCUUCAGCUUGCAAUUAAAAUACCCAAAUAAGAGCCCAUCUUGACUUCCAGCAAGGACAUUCACCUUGGUUUUACCAGGGUGUUUAGGAUUUAUCCCCCAGUUAUCUCUGAAGCUUAAUUUUAAAAGCUAAGAAUCUAUUUCCAAUGCUUGGAGUACACAGGCCAGUUCACAGUUAUUGCUGCUUUAUUUCACCUGACACCUACUUACUACGAGACAGGCUCCACUGGAAGCGCUUAAAGCUAUUAACUAAUUUAAUUUGAUAGCUUAUUGUUCUGAUAGACAAUGCUCCUUCUCUCCCCGGAUGUCUCCUGUGGUGGGAAAGAAAAUGCAGGUUACAGAGUAAAAGCUAGUUUUAACAGAGAGAGAGAGAUGAGGGCAGACAGACAGAGCUGCAGUCCGUUCCAAACGUCCCCCUGGACUCGGAGCUGACGCACAAAACAGCAGACUCGCUGGGCUCCUCUUCCUGUCCGGCCUGUCAGUCUCACGGUCCUGAUCAGCGACAGUUCCGUGCGCACUGCCUGCCCGACCUGGUGUUCACUGCAGCGCCCGAGAGAGGCAGGCGGAGGGAGAGAACACUGCAGCCCCCAAGUGGUUGGGGUUUUACAGGCAUGCACACCCCCCGUGGCAUUUACAGAGUCAUCUCGGGGCUGUGAUUACGUGCAGCGACCCUGUGCUGAGCCCCCGCCCAGCUGCACAGCACGCAGGGUUCUCAGUGCCUUUUCUGUCUUCAGCCUUGACAGACCUAUGGUCCAGACCUCCUUCCUGCUAAAGGAAUGGAGAGGGGCCUCUGCGCCCCGCCACCCAUCUAACCUGACCAUCUCUGCGUCGGGCUAGACCCCUGCUAGGCCCCUGUCUCACCCUGUCUCCCUGGGGAGGCCCCGUUUCACCUCUGCAGUCGGCCAGCUUUAUAUGGACACAGUAGGCACUGGCCCAUUUGGCCUAAAAAUCCGCAGGUAAGCUUAUUACCACCCAAAAAGGAGUGGGUUCCGGCAGGCCUUGUUUCACUGUGCCUCGCUCCAUUGUGCGGUAGGGAUCUGGUUACAAAUUGAAGGCAGGACCCUCCACCAGCAGAAGAUCACAACUCACCAAACGGCCGUGGUCUGGGACCCGACCCGCAGUAACGUCAGGGUCUGCCUGUGUCCGCCUAGACUUCCUGAGGGGGUUAGCUCCCGGGACAGCUUUGCUGUAGACUUCCCCUCGCGGGGAAGAACUUUCAAGUGGGACAGUUUCAGGUUUUCUUCCCAGUGCAGGUUGGGCCGUGCUCUCCUCUGAUGCCUGCUGAGCUGUGGGCCCGCAGAGCUGGCUGCUGGGCGCUGGUGAGCAGUGAGAACAAGGCGCCGGCCCUGUCCUGGAGGCAAGGGCUAAGCCCCCUGUCUCCCCAGUAGUGGCCAGCAUUCGAGAAGUGACGCAGUACUCUGCUGGACCUGCAGAAGAGAUGCCGCGAGGGGUGGAUUCUGGAAUUUUCUAAAGGCCACCCCCCCAACCCCACACCUCUGGUUAGGCUUGCUAGAAAGCCCCUUGGGCACUUGGCUGGCGGCCGCUGUCCUGGCCAAGACAGCAGUGGGCACGCAGCUCGUCUUCGUUGGCGGUAGCCGCAGAGCCACGCCACACACGGCCCCUGUAGAGGUGGACCACACUCGGACCACGUCUGCUCCGGUGCCGGCGCCAGGCCUGACUCUAACCUUCUAGCUCCAGCUGAGGUGCGAGGCCUGCAUUCUAAACAGUGACUGCUGCCCAGAGGCCGCGUCAGGGGAGGGGGAUCAUGGGAGCACAGCUGACAGCAGACCCAGGCUCGUGUGGCUGUCAGCUUUCCAGGCACCUGCACCGCGCUGCCCCUGUGACCAUCAUGUGACGUGGUCAGUCCCCCUGCAGUCGCUAGAACCGAGGCCUGAGGAGCAGAGCAGGCAGCCACCCUGUGUUUCUGCAGAGCCGUGCGACGUCCGG
Molecule: messenger RNA, 3517 nt
Organism: Artibeus jamaicensis (Jamaican fruit-eating bat)
Lineage: Eukaryota; Metazoa; Chordata; Mammalia; Chiroptera; Phyllostomidae
Gene: UROS
Product: uroporphyrinogen III synthase
Exons: 7
Coding region: 475-1023 (182 amino acids)
Biological process (GO): uroporphyrinogen III biosynthetic process
Molecular function (GO): uroporphyrinogen-III synthase activity
Source: RefSeq, a predicted model, not a curated record